AUGACUUCACGCGGAUUUCAGAUCGAAUAUGAUGUGAUAUUCUCCAAAGCAAUCUUUGUGCGAUUGACCAGUUCUGGAUAUAUAGACGGGGCAAAGGGGGCUGUGUUUCUCAAGACCUCAAACCUGAGUCAAUCCGUGUUACAUGCAAUUUGGGACCACGCCGAUACAAAAAAUGAAGGGGAGUUGGAUAUUAAUGGCUUUAUCGUGGCAUGUAGACUUGUAGCGCAUUCUCAAGCCUAUAACAUUAGCAAUCCAAUGUCACUAUUACCUCUAUUAUCUACGCCACCCCCUAUUUUACCUAAAUUUGAUCUCUCCCCCUUUUCCCAUGAGUUUGAUCCUCUAUUUACAAGUUUAGAUGUGGAUUCUGAUGGAUUUCUAACGGGGAAGGAUGCCAGGGCAUUUUACCUCUCUAGCACGAACCAUGAUAGUCAGACCCUCAUGCGACUUUGGGAUCUAGCCGACAUUGACUGUGAUGGUUUACUAUCUAAACAAGAAUUUUACACCAUGCAGUUGCUAAUAGAGUCGUUGAACGAACAAACAGAAAUUAAAAUUCCUAAUUCGUCAUAUCAACUGCCCAUAAAAUCUCAACAAAACAGUUCGCCUUCUUAUAACAUUGAAUAUACUCAAGAUAAACAUGUCAUCUCUAACACAAGCUUACCUCAUUGUGCUAUUGAGCAUGAUAAAAAUGAAAUACCUGCUUUGCCAAUACCCUCCUAUAAGACAUCUAGCCGAACUAAUAAAGGAAUUCCAAAUGACGUAUCCUCCGUCGUUUCUGAUGGACAAGACACUCCUCACAGUUUUGUCCAGGCGCUAGCUAACACAAACUUUAGUGUUUGCGAUGAUCUGGUGAAGAAGGAGCAAAAGAAGUUACAAUUACUAAGGGCACAACACCAAAAUUUGCUGGAGACUGUUUCCCAUAGCCCCAACGCCGGAUCCUCUGCUGAAUUAGAGCUCCUGCGAUCGCAAGCUGAUGAUUUGGCUUCGGAUAUCGCCGACUUGAAACUAAAAAAUGAAUCCAUACUCAAUGUAGUGACUCAAAACGAAUCUAACUUGUCAUCCCUCCAUACGAGCAAGAAAAACCACGCAGCCAUAGCUGAGAAGGAAGAAGAGCUGCUUAAGGCGGAGCAAAGAGAAUUGGAACAAUUAAAAAUCACUUUACAGGCCAUGAAGAGGAAUAAACAAUUGUUGCAGCGUGAAGGGAAUAGACUAAACGAGAGGCUGAAACAAAACGAAACGACUACAAAAAUCAUGUUACGUGCCUUGGAAAAUGAACAAUCGAAAAUUUUAAGCGUAAAAAAUGAACGGUUGCUAGUGUCAAAAGAGAAACUGCAAGUUGAGAAAGAAAUGAGAUCGCUUUCCAACCAAGCUCUGAUGCAAGUUAUAUCGAAGGAGAAGAACACAAACUCGCAAAUUGCGGCCCCUGGAUCUGAAAGGGAUAGCAAAGGUAUUAGAGUUGUUUCUGUCGCAAAUAAUGUAUCUCAGUAA
Molecule: messenger RNA, 1485 nt
Organism: Babesia microti strain RI
Lineage: Eukaryota; Apicomplexa; Aconoidasida; Piroplasmida; Babesiidae
Product: Epidermal growth factor receptor substrate 15-like 1
Exons: 1
Coding region: 1-1485 (494 amino acids)
Biological process (GO): endosomal transport; endocytosis
Cellular component (GO): cytoplasm; plasma membrane
Molecular function (GO): calcium ion binding; protein binding
Source: RefSeq, a predicted model, not a curated record